UCAGAUGUUCUCUCUGUCAGCUCUCAGACUGACGAUGGCCGAAGCCCAGCUGUAUGGAUUACAAGAUGAGAUCACCUGCUCAGUGUGUCUGGACAUCCUGACUGACCCCGUGUCACUGCAUUGUGGUCACAGUUUCUGUCUGAAGUGCCUCACUGACUGUUGGGAUCAGAGCCAAGUGUUCAGCUGUCCUCAGUGCAGAGAAAUCUACAAUCUGAGGCCGCAACUGAGAAGAAACACUGUGCUGAAUGAAAUCGUAGAGAAACUAAAGAAGACAGGACUCAGUUCUUCUCCAUCUCAGAAUUAUGCUGGCCCUGGAGAUGUGGAGUGUGACGCCUGUACUGGGAAGAAGUUCAGAGCGGUGAAGUCCUGUCUAACCUGCUUGGUCUCCUUCUGUCAGCCUCACCUGCAGCCUCACACUAAAGGACACACCCUAAAACACCACAAGCUGACUGAUCCUGAUGGAAAUCUGAAGGAGAAACUCUGUGCAAAACAUCAGAAAAGUCUGAAGAUAUUUUGCAAAACUGAUGAUUCGUGUAUCUGCAUGAUGUGUGUGGUGACUGGACAUAAAGGUCAUGAAAUAGUGGAGCUGGAGACGGAAAGAAAAGGAAAAGAGAAACAGUUGGGGAAAACACGGAGUGAAAUCAGGAGGAGACUUGAGGAGAGAGAGAAGAAAAUGAAGGAGAUGAGAAAUGUGGUGGAGCAGAUAAAAAUAUCUGUGGAAAGAGAGUAAAGGAAAAUGAGAAAAGCUUCAUUGAUCUG
Polypterus senegalus (gray bichir) is the source of this 759-nucleotide messenger RNA. RefSeq names its product E3 ubiquitin/ISG15 ligase TRIM25-like. The transcript has 4 exons. NCBI's taxonomy places the organism in Eukaryota, Metazoa, Chordata, Cladistia, Polypteriformes, Polypteridae. The coding region runs from base 5 to 730 and encodes 241 amino acids. Gene Ontology annotation, molecular function: zinc ion binding. The record is from RefSeq and is a predicted model, not a curated record.